AUGGCCGAGGGGCCGGAGGAAGUCCGUGGCCGUCCUCCGGGGCAAGACGACGGCAGGGGGGACCACGAGCCCGGCCCUUCUUUGAAAAGCCCUCCUUCCGUCGACGCCGCCGCCCCUCCACACCCCCGUGCCGGGCCGCAGACCGAACCCCAGGCCCCCGGCAAGCCGCCAACCCCGGAGCUCGCGCCGGCUGCGUCCGCUGUCGAGGAAUCGGGGGCGCCCCGCGAGCUCGGGGAGCGCGAGGAGGCCGACUCCGGGUCCGAUGCGGGGCUAGAGGAGCCGGCCGGCCGCGAUGCGCCCGGGGCCGCGACUCCGCUGGAGAAGCCCGCGCGGCUGAGCGCCCGCGAGUACUCCCGGCAGGUGCACGAGUGGCUGUGGCAGUCCUACUGCGGCUACCUCACCUGGCACAACGGCCUGGCCGCCUUCCCCGCCUACUGCUGCCCCCAGGUCCCCGCGCCCACCCUCCCGGCGGCCGGCGCCGCCCCCCAGGCCGCGGCGCCAGCGCCCCAACUGGCCUAUUACAAUCCUUUUUAUUUUUUGAGCGCCGCUACCGCCGGCCCGGAGUCAGGGACCGCCGCGGGGGUCGCCGCUCCCGCUCCAGUCUCUGGCCUGGGACCCCGAGCCCCUCAGGCGCAGGGGUCCGGCCGGAGCGCCCCGGGCACGAGGGCUGGGCCUGCUGCCGCUUCACGAACCCCCAGCGAGCCUGGGCGGCAGGCAGGGAGAGAAUAUGUUAUUCCAUCCUUGGCCCACAGAUUUAUGGCAGAGAUGGUGGAUUUCUUUAUUCUCUUUUUCAUAAAAGCAACCAUUGUCUUAAGUAUUAUGCAUCUCAGUGGAAUCAAGGAUAUCUCUAAGUUUGCUAUGCAUUACAUAAUAGAAGAAAUAGAUGAAGACACAUCAAUGGAAGACUUGCAGAAAAUGAUGGUUGUGGCUCUUAUAUACAGAUUAUUAGUUUGUUUCUAUGAGAUCAUUUGCAUUUGGGGAGCAGGUGGAGCCACUCCAGGGAAGUUCCUACUAGGACUUCGAGUUGUGACAUGCGACACGUCAGUGCUUAUCGCACCAAGUCGAGUUUUAGUGAUUCCUUCUUCAAAUGUUAGCAUUACAACGUCUACUGUAAGAGCUUUGAUCAAGAAUUUUUCCAUUGCUUCUUUUUUCCCUGCUUUCAUCACGCUGCUGUUUUUUCAGCAUAAUCGAACAGCCUAUGACAUUGUAGCAGGAACCAUUGUGGUAAAAAGAAACGGGGUCAGAUGA
Elephantulus edwardii (Cape elephant shrew) is the source of this 1248-nucleotide messenger RNA. RefSeq names its product family with sequence similarity 8, member A1 (gene FAM8A1). The transcript has 5 exons. The record is from RefSeq and is a predicted model, not a curated record. Bases 1 to 1248 code for a protein of 415 amino acids. NCBI's taxonomy places the organism in Eukaryota, Metazoa, Chordata, Mammalia, Macroscelidea, Macroscelididae.